UCAGGCAGGCUAGCAUGAUCCUUGUGUGCUUUGGACAAGGGGGUGCAUGGGUGAAACAUGGCCGCCGUAGACCCAUCGGAGUGUCCAGAACGACAGAAAUCCCCGGCGGAGGAGGUGGAAACAUCUGGGGAGAAGACCGAGCCGGCGGAGUCGGGAUGCAGCGUAAAUCGGAGGGACGAAACAACAUGUAAUAAAACCUCCGAGAGCUCCGACGAUGAGCGGAGAGCCACUGUUGGCAACGACGGCGGUGGUUGUGUUGCCAGCCAUUCUGAGGUUAGUGUCGAGUCCGGUCUUGGAGCCGACAAAACGACAUGUAAUUCACCGGAGGACCUAACGUCGGCUGAAAAAAUGGCCGAGGCGGCUGGCAGCGACCAGCGGGCUUUUGACUGGUCCGAAACUGAAGACGACGACGAAGACCCGAAAACACAGAAGGAGGAAAAUGAUAAGUGUGACCUCAAUGAUGUCCCAGAGAGUGCUGAAAAAGUGCAGCAGGGAGCACAUGCUGAUGACAACAUUACCGCUGGUGCGAAGGAAGACGACAAGGAGGAAAACUCACAUACUGAUAAGAAGAGCACAGAGAAGGAACUGGCUGAGGAGCUGGUGGGAGACGUUGACGGGAUAGAGGAUGUGCUUGAAGAUGAAGAGGAGGCAGACCGGGUGGAGCAGACUGACUCGGCAGCUAAGCCAAAAAAGUGCCGUUUGGUGUGCAAGGAGUGCGGGAAGAGGUUCAACCGCCGUGAGACGUUCAACCUUCACCGGCACUUUCACGCACACGAGGAUGAGCUCAUUCCCCUCACCUGUAAAGAAUGCGGCCUUAGCUUUCAGCACCGCAGCAGCCUCAUUAAACACAGAAAUGAACAUAAAGAGAAGGAGGAGCAACUUGUUACUCCAAAGAAGGAGGUGCAAACAAAGGAGGAGGGUAGUUUUGAAUGUGCAGAAUGUGGGAGGAUCUUCUCUACAGUGGAUAAGCUGAGGGACCACAACUGCAGCAAUACAGUCGAAAAGCCUUACCACUGCCCCCUGUGCCGCCAAGAGUUCCAGUUUAAGGUGUCUGUCACUAAGCACAUGAUGACCCACUCCCAGGAAAGCAUGUUUACAUGCCAAGAGUGCAAUCAAACUUUCCCAAACACCAUAACCCUGCGCUAUCACCAGCGAUGUCACACUGCCCUCAAGCCCUAUGAAUGCCCAGAGUGCGGCAUGGUUUUCAAACACUACUCUGUCAUGGAAGACCACCGUCGCAAACACACAGACAACACACGCUCUCACCUGUGCAACAUCUGCGGUAAGACCUUCAAGUAUAGCAGCCUUCUCCAUCAGCAUCAGUAUCUUCACACAGGCCAGAAACCCUUCCGCUGCCCCGAAUGCGGUAAAAAAUUUGCCUUCGCUCAGAACAUGAAGGCACAUUGCCGCCAGCAUAGACUGCGUGAAACCAACUCCUCAAGUGAGCAGCCCUGCAAGCAGGCCCCCGUGCCUGUACAGGAGCCAGUUAGAGGGCCAGGAAAAGAGAACGCACACCAGAGUGAAGAACAGAAACGCACAUUCAAAUGCCCUCUUUGUCCCCAGACCUACUGUGCACCGGCUAACCUGAGAGCCCACAUGCUUAUUCACGAGGCCGAGUAUGAGACCCUGGACAGAACACCCAGACCCCCAAGGGAGAUUAACAAGUACUGGGAAAAAGGACACACCUGUCCACACUGCCCAUGCAUUUAUCGUGAUGAAUCCAGUUUAAAUAUACAUAUGUUAAGUGUCCACAAGGCUGUAGCACAACAUUUAGAAAAGGUGGCAGCACCACCUAAAAAACAAUUUAAUCUCUUAAGCAACGAUAACGUGCAGGGGAAAUGGAGAAGCGAUGGCCUAAGUAUUAAGUCGUACAAGUGUUCUGAGUGUGGAAAAACUUUCCGCCAUCGCUCAGUGCUAGAGCUGCAUAUGCGCAUACAUUCCAAGGACAAGCCUUACCAGUGCAAAGUGUGUGGCAAGGGCUUUAGAUUCAGUAGCUACUUACAGCAACAUCUCAUCAUUCAUACAGGCAAGAAACCAUACAAAUGUCCCGACUGUGGGAAGGACUUUGCUUUCCUGCAGAACAUGAAAACACAUCAAAAGCUGCAUCAGGAGAAACCAUUCCGCUGCACCAGCUGCCGCAAAGGCUACAGCGAUGAGACCCAACUGCAGCACCAUAUGCUGUCACACAAUGGUGACAAACCUCAUAAGUGUGACCUGUGUGACAAGAGCUUUGGAUUGGCCUAUCUGCUCCGUGAUCAUAUGAACACACACACAGGAGAGAGACCUCAUCGCUGUGAUGAGUGUCACAAAACCUUUUCAUGGUUUAGCAGCCUGCUAGUACACCAGAAAAUUCAUGCUCGCAAGCGCCAAGGUUUCAGCCAGUUUAAUUCUUUCCCAGUUGGUGCUAGGAUGAGAGGCAGAGGUAGCAGGGGGAGGAGAGGGGGGAGGCUCGUGUGGGGCUGGUCUAGACCAUUAGGAGGCUCAGGGAUGGUUAACUCUCAGCCAUCUCCGUUUCCAGUUUCUGCACUAAGAGAGGCUGAGUUGCAUAGAAGGGCAGUGCAGCCGCAGCCUUCCAUGCUCUCGUCGCGAAUGGAUUUACAAAGCAGGCAGCAGAAGGAGCCGUGGAUGUCCGAGCUACACCCUCAACCGGUGCAGUGGAAGGUGGACGGUGGAGAGGUAAUGCCUGUCCCAUCGUCACAGCAGCAACAUGCACCUCCGCAGCAGGCACAGUUUGACAGCCCGCCACAGUCAGGCCUACAGCAGCACCAUCAGAGAAGUUCAGGCUGGGCGGAUGGCCCUUUGAUAACUCAGUCAGGCCCCACAUCUUCUCAGAGUUUAGAGUCAUCGCACAUGAAAGAGAGUGCGGCUUCUAUUGUCAGCUCCCAUCCGGCAUCUGUGCCAAAAAAAUCCAGCCCAUUAGCAGUGAGUGAGAUGGAGCAGCACAGGCAGCCCAAGCCUGUCACAUGGAGUAACACACCCACAUCCACAGUGCUGGCUUCCACAAGCUCUCUGCAACAUGAUUUUUCUGUUCCCCCCUCCUACAUUGAUGGGGCAGCUCUGUGGAGCGUCAGACCCGCUCCACUAGCAAAUUCACGGAGCUCUCCAAAUAAGCUUGGUCAAGAGCUUCAGCUGCCAAGAUGGCCUGGCGCCCCAGUGUCAACACAAAAGGAGCCAUCCACACCUCCUAAAAAGGAGGACAACAGAGUGUGGGACAUGAGUAAUCCUCAAGUAAUACCGUCGACUGUUAGCCAGCAAGAGAAGCCGUGGAACGGCUGUGAGCCGCAGAAGCAGUGGCCUUCAGGCUUAGCAGGUGCAUCCACUUCAGCUCAAAUAGACCAAAGCAGUGCUAUGCCAGUUUCAACUCCUGUUUCUCUCGGGGUAGGUAGCACCUUGUGGGACAUACAAACGCCAACAGGAAUUUCAAAGACUAUAAACUCCCCUGAGAAAUUAGUAAAUAAUCAAGAUUAUCAGCUGCAGCAAAAGCAGGUGUCAUCUGGCUGGGCCAAUGUACAAAGUCAGACAGCGACACAGAAGGUUCCCAUCUCCAUUCAAUACGAGCCUCAUCGUUUUGGCCAGGGGAUGGGAACGCCAGUAUGGGGCUUCCAAAGUAAUCCUGUGGGUCCUCAAACGCUGCUCACUGGGCAACUCAAACCAGGGAAUGGACAGGAGCUGCAGCAACAACCAAUGGUAACGGGCACUCAAAUAAUCAUAAAUCAGCCUUCUCCUUUUUUCUCACCUCAACUUGCUCCGCUCCCUCCUCUUGCUUUGCCUGGCCCUCACCCUCUUCACUCUGUCGCAGUUGGUGCACUUCCGAGACCUCCACACCCAAAUAUUUUUUUCACACCACAGGCAGUCAUGAGCGAGAGGCCACACAUACCACAGACCUUGCCCCUACCUCAGCUUGCCCCGCGGACAGAACCUCACAAACUUGGACCCCGUUUGCCUUUUGCCCCAGAACGACUUCUCCAGUGCAUGAUAUGCGGGUGCUCUCUUCCUCGAGAGCUGGAUCUACAAAUGCAUUACCUGCAACAUGCACAAGGAGAGAUUUGACAUUUCUACACUAGCGACAAGACUUAGUUAUGUUUUUUUUUUAAAAAUACAUAUAUAUUAUAUAUAUUAUAUAUUAUAUAUAUUUAUAUAUAUAAUAUAUGUAUAUAUAAAAAUUCUUAUUAAAUGGAACCUCAUUUAUUUUGCCCUCAGAUGUGCAGUUUGACCAGUUGAGUGGAUGGGCAUUAGGAAAAAAAAGAUAAAAGUGAAACUUGAUGCAUGUUUUAUUUAAAGUCAUUCAGCUACAAAUUAGACUGCACAGUGUGUUAUUUGAAAUAGAGGGUGUGUACAUGUGCCAUUAAAUUAGUUGGAUUUUUUUUUUUUUUUUUUUUUUAAAUGCAUUUAAGUUAUCCGAUUACUUACCUGGUUUAAAUAACUUCUGAGAGGUGCAGAUUAAUGAGGUUCUGUGGUCUACAUUUCAUUUAUUGCCAAUGACAUUUAGAUUUAGAUAAUAUUAGUACUUUUAUAGUUCUGAUCAUAUGUCCUGAACCAUUUGAACUGUGUUUCUUCAUGUACAGUAUACUGUGUGCCUUUUUAUGAGUAAAGUCUGCAUGUCUGCUG
Messenger RNA from Xiphias gladius (swordfish), 4608 nucleotides. RefSeq lists its product as uncharacterized. Bases 58 to 4050 code for a protein of 1330 amino acids. The transcript is spliced from 2 exons. Gene Ontology annotation, molecular function: RNA polymerase II cis-regulatory region sequence-specific DNA binding; DNA-binding transcription factor activity. NCBI's taxonomy places the organism in Eukaryota, Metazoa, Chordata, Actinopteri, Istiophoriformes, Xiphiidae. The record is from RefSeq and is a predicted model, not a curated record. Gene Ontology annotation, biological process: regulation of transcription by RNA polymerase II.